Molecule: messenger RNA, 1725 nt
Organism: Papaver somniferum (opium poppy)
Lineage: Eukaryota; Viridiplantae; Streptophyta; Magnoliopsida; Ranunculales; Papaveraceae
Exons: 1
Coding region: 1-1725 (574 amino acids)
Source: RefSeq, a predicted model, not a curated record
AUGGCCACUUGUGCCACAUGCCACAAUUCAGACCAUCUAGUGGAUAAUUGUCCAGACCUACAUGAAUUUCAAGAGUCUAGAGUUGAACAGGCUAAUGCUUUGUAUCAUAAGCAAGAGAACAAUCCUUAUUCGCAUACCUACAACCCAAGGUGGAGAAAUCACCCUAACUUUUCGUGGUCUAAAGGGCCUAUACAAGGGGGUACAACUAGUAAUAAUCAAGGAUACUCAUAUCCCAGAAACCCCCAAGUGCAAUCACACACUCAGUACCCUGUAGACAAAAAGCCUAGCUUUGAAGAUAGUGUCGGUCUGUUGACCCAAAAUCUUUUGCAACUUCAAAAGACCACAGACCAACGUUUCACAAGUCUAGAACUUAAAAUGGGACAAAUCUGUGAUGCACUAAAUGAGAGAGAAAAGGGUAAACUCCCUAGUCAACCUCAACAUAUUCAGAAAAGUGCAUUUCAGGCAAGCACGUCAGCUUGCGAUGAGACCUCACAUAAUCAAGUGAAUGUUGUCACUACUCUUCAUAGUGGUAAGGUUGUUGAGAAUAAUGUAGGUGUACCACAGUCAAAAGAGUCUAAUUCAAACUUAAAAAUGCACACUACACCACAUAAAACAUCUAGUGUAGAAAAAGAAUCUGAGCAAGAUAGUGACUCUAAGAAUUCUACUGAUGUUAAUGUUCCAAUACCAUCGUCUGUGCCUGUGGCCCCAUUUCCUCAAAGGUUGGUGCAACAAAAGAAAGGUACCCAAUACCAUGACAUGUUGGAAAUGUUUAAACGAGUCAAUAUAAAUAUUCCUUUUCUCGAAGUAAUCCAGCAGAUACCAGCUUAUGCUAAAUUCUUGAAAGAUCUAUGCACACAAAAGCGAAAGCUUCAUGUGCAUAAGCGUGCCUUUUUCACUGAGCAGGUGAGUUCAACUAUUCAAAACAAAACCCCACCUAAGUUUAAAGACCCAGGUAGUCCAACUAUCUCUUGCACUAUAGGCGAUCAUACGAUCGAAAAGGAUUUGUUAGACUUGGGUGCUAGUGUGAACUUAUUACCAUAUUCUGUAUAUGUGCAGUUAGGUCUUGGGGAGAUGAAACCCACUCCUGUUACACUACAAUUAGCGGAAAGAUAUGUAAAAAUCCCUCGGGGUAUUGUUGAAGAUGUGUUAAUCAAGGUUGAUAAAUUUUACUUCCCUGUGGACUUUAUUGUGUUAGACACUCAACAUGUACAAAACCCAGAUUGUCAUAUUCCGGUCAUUUUAGGACGUCCCUUCUUGGAAACGUCCAAUGGUAUCAUAAAUUGUCGUAGCGGAAUAUUGAAUUUUUCUUUUGGCAACAUGACUGUGGAAUUGAAUAUGUUUCAUGUUAACCAUCUACCCAUGGAUUUUAAUAAUAAUGAAUUGCAUAAGAUUAACAUGAUUGAGAGUCUGAUUCAAGACUCAUUGCCUGACAUCUUAUUUGUGGACCCUUUGCAAGCAUGUUUAGAUAACUUUGACUUAGAUCUUUUUGAUUAUGAGUACAUUAGUGAAGUUAACUCUUUGCUUGAAUCUGUAGCACCCAUGGAUAUUGCUAAAUGGCAGAUUGCAGUGGAUCCCCUUCCACUCCCUGAUUCCAAGUCUGGACCAUCUCUUGUCGAACCACCUAAGCAUGAUUUGAAAUCAUUGCAUGACACUUUGAAAUAUGCAUUCUUAGGUUCUUAUGAUACUUUGCCUGUUAUUAUUGCAUCAUGUUUAGACAUAGAAUAG